Messenger RNA from Phanerochaete carnosa HHB-10118-sp, 583 nucleotides. RefSeq lists its product as uncharacterized. The record is from RefSeq and is a predicted model, not a curated record. The annotation marks the transcript as partial. NCBI's taxonomy places the organism in Eukaryota, Fungi, Basidiomycota, Agaricomycetes, Polyporales, Phanerochaetaceae. The transcript is spliced from 3 exons.
CUAUCAGUCCGUGUACCUCAACUUCCGGAAGAACGAGCAAAAAGCUCCCGAGUUCACCAAGUACAACCCUAAUGGCCGUAUCCCCGCAAUUAUCGACCACAGCAACAACGAUUUCGUGGUCUGGGAAUCCAAUGCCAUCAUCCAAUAUAUCAUCGACAAGUACGAUAAGGAGCACAAACUCUCAAUCGCACCGGGCACGGACGAGUACUACACGCAGCUUCAAUGGUUGUACUUCCAAGCUUCUGGCCAGGGCCCGUACUUCGGCCAGGCGGUCUGGUUUAGCGUAGCCCACCCAGAGAAGGUCGCGAGUGCUCUUGAACGGUACCAAAAGGAAAUUAAGCGUGUGUUGGGCGUGCUCGAGAGUGUGCUCUCAAAACAGGAGUGGCUUGUCGGCGGCAGGAUGACCGUCGCUGACAUUUCCUUCGUCCGGUGGAACAUCGACGCCGCGACGCGCCUCCUGGAGAACUUUGAUUUUGAGAAGGAGUUUCCUGCCACCGCCAAGUGGCACAACAAGCUCCUCGAACGGCCCGCCAUUAAGAAGGUCUGGGAGGAGCGUGCCAGGUUGGUCGCUCAGCAGCAGUAA